AUUCAACAAGUGUAUGUUUUGAACUUCUCAGAUGUCUGUCAGUGCCUACAUUCACACCAGUUGGCUCUGAAGCUUGGCUGUGCUGUACUGAUUCUUCUUGUCUUAAGUCUGAUUGGGCUCAGUAUUUUAGUGAGAAUCUUAAUACAAAAAUCAUCAGUAGAAAAAUGCAGUGUGGAAGUUCAAGAAAACAGGAUUGAAACAACAGAGAGACCAACUCCAUUCCAGUGCCCAAGAGACUGGCACUCACAUCAAGAUAAAUGCUUAUCAUUUUCUCAAGCUUCCGGACCUUGGAAUGAAGGUCUAGCUGACUGCUCUGCUAAGGAAGCCACGUUGCUGGUUGUUCAAGAUCAAGAAGAACUGACAUUCAUACAGGACUUGGGAAGGAGAAGAGGACACUUAUUUUGGAUCGGACUAAGUUACAAGUUACCAGAGAAGAAGUGGAGGUGGAUAAAUAGCUCUAUUUUACAUUCUGAUAUAUUACAAAUCGCAGGUGAAGCUAAAGAAAACAGCUGUGCUGUCAUCUCACAGACAAAGUCAGUUUCUGAGACCUGUUCUUCAGACAAUUAUUGGAUCUGUGAAAAGAAGUUAAAACCUGUCUGAAAUCAAAAGUGUCCUGACUCCUGACUGCAGAUCCCAUCUCAACCACUGUGCUUUCCUCACAGAUCUCUGCAUUCUCACUGUCUUACUUGGUCCUCCUAAUGCAUGUUCAGUGUCACAAAGCACAAACUCUAAACCACUGUGGCUCCUACAGACACUCAUGACCAGUUUCUGCAUUCUGUAAAUGAGGAUGCAGAUGGUGAUGCACCGUUCUAAGAGAGGUGUUCUAUGGAAGGAAGCCCAGGCCAGUUGAAGGAACUGGAUUCUAAUCUUGGAGUCCGUGUGUGGCCUUCACUGGUCUCUGUGCCUGAUCGCAUCUGCAGAAGAGCUGCAGCAAAGGUUUCCAAAGUCCUGUCAUUUGUUAUUUCCUCUGCCAUUGCACAGCAGGGUUUUAAACACUGAUUAAAGCCUUUGCUCUUGUUGUUGACACCAGAGGUCCAUAAUUAAGGGAGCUUGGGAAGGGUAGAGUUUGGUUUGAGUGACGCCUCAAAUAUUCAUGUUGAUAUAUAAUUACCACUGCAGCCAUAUUAAAAAAAGUAAGACCCCUGAAAGUCCCAGCAUCAUGAAUAGAUUGAUGCUGUGGUAACCAGAGUGGCCCUGGAUAAAACUGAGAUCUGCCCUUAUGACAUCUAACACUGCGGCAUGAUGUAUACCCUGGGCAGAUGCUGGCACCUUGGUGCUGGGCUCCACAGCUUCCAGAGCUUUGAGAGAUGAAUGUUCCUUCUCAGGCUUCUGUUAGGACAUCAAAAAAAUGGACUAAGACAAGGCCAGCGCUUCCUGCCAUUCCACAGGCCUUUCUAUUUUCUCAUUAUUUCUAUCUUCCACAUUUCUUUCAUUGGCUCACACACAAACUAUAAAGUAUGUAAUUAACCUUUCAUUAUUCUAGUAGAAAAUAAAUGACAUCUUUUCAGUUCUUCAGUUGGGGAAUUUAAAGUUUAAAAAUUAAGUGUUAGAUAGCUCUCCUGAAUGCUCACUUUUUCUAGACAUCUGCCAACUUUCUAUCGAAAUCAAAGGAGUAAGAAUAUUGAAUUUACUCUUUUUUUGAGACAGGGUCCCCCUGUAGCCUCAGCUGACCUGGAACUCACUAUAUAGACCAGGCUGGCCUCAAACUCACAGAGAUCUGCCUUCCUCUCUGCCUCCCGAGUUUGAAUUUACUUUAUACGGAGAUAUAAUAAAAUUUCUGUAAAAAUAGUCAUCUGUAUUCCCUGAUCCUUUAAUGCCAUACUGAAUCAUUCAAAUCGAAGGGCACACUGUCUUGAUCCAAAUAAAAUGUUAAUUCUUAUUUUCCAUGAAUAAAGAUUUUUUUCAGA
Nannospalax galili (Upper Galilee mountains blind mole rat) is the source of this 1907-nucleotide messenger RNA. Its product is annotated as killer cell lectin-like receptor subfamily B member 1B allele B. The transcript has 5 exons. The annotation marks the transcript as partial. The record is from RefSeq and is a predicted model, not a curated record. Lineage: Eukaryota; Metazoa; Chordata; Mammalia; Rodentia; Spalacidae.